Molecule: messenger RNA, 3618 nt
Organism: Astyanax mexicanus (Mexican tetra)
Lineage: Eukaryota; Metazoa; Chordata; Actinopteri; Characiformes; Acestrorhamphidae
Gene: cntn3b
Product: contactin 3b
Exons: 23
Coding region: 505-3585 (1026 amino acids)
Molecular function (GO): protein binding
Source: RefSeq, a predicted model, not a curated record
GGGAGGGAGGGCGGUGAUUGGUGGACUCGGAUCUUCUUCAGAUGAAGAGGAGCAGCAGAAUCUCCGCGCGGACGGAACAGAACGGAUCGGAGCGGAUACGCGUCCUUUUUUUUUACGCACGUGCGCGCAGUGUGUGUGUAUGCAGUGUGUGUGUGUGUAUGCCGCGUGUGAGUGCGUGUUUGUGUGUGUGUGAGAGCGCGCGCGUGUGUGUGAGCGAGCGCGUGGGGUGCGGGAUCGUGCGUUUGGAGCUCGCGCUGUGUGGAUGAAUCGCGGGGAUGCUGGCGGAGGUGAGCGCGAGGGCUCCGUCCCGCACGUGAAGUGGAAUUAACCUGCGGGCGAGGCGCGCGCGCGACUGCUGCACCCCGAAUUGAUGAAGAGGAGGAGGAAGACGUAGCGCAGACGUCGCGGAGAGACAGCACGAUUAUACAUCUCGCAUUCAAGGGAGAAAAACCUUCCAUUCACAAGCAAUUGGAUGAGAGUCAUAUUUGCCCUUGGCAACCGAAGAUGACGUUACUAUGGAAACGACUAGCGCUGCUAUCAAUCAUGGGCUGCCUGGCAGCUUGUGCACAGGAAACACAAUUCCAUGGUCCGAGUUGGAGAAACGAACCCUCGGACCUGAUUCUACCCAUAAACUCCCCAAACCAGGAGGCUGUUCUAAUAUGCCAGGCGUCCGGCGUCCCGUCUCCACAGUACAGAUGGUCUCUAAACGGGACACUCAUUGAUCUCCGAGGUGACGAGAGGCGUCUCGUAUCUGGAGGGAACCUGAUCAUUAGAGGGCUGGACCGGGGCCAGGACUCCGGGGUCUACCAGUGCUCUGCCUCCAACACCCACGGAUCUAUCCUGAGCCAGAGAGCCAGUCUGCAGUUCGCAUAUCUGGAAAACUUCAAAACCCAGCCGAGAAGUGCCGUAAACGUGAGGGAGGGCCAGGGAGUCGUGCUGCUCUGUGGAACCCCUCUGCAUUCUGGAGAGCUGACGUUCGCCUGGGUCUUUAACGAGUACCCGUACUUCGUCCAGCAGGACAGCAGACGCUUUGUCUCUCAGGAGACGGGGAACCUGUACAUCGCUAAAGUGGAGCCGUCAGACGUGGGCAAUUACACCUGUGUGGUGAACAACAGCAUCACCAAGGACAAAGUGCUGAGUUCUCCCACCCCUCUGGUGCUGAGGAACGACGGGGCGAUGGGAGAGUACGAGCCCAAAAUAGAAGUUCAUUUUCCAGAAACCGUUCCUGCCGCUAAAGGAUCCUCUGUAAAACUGGAAUGCUUCGCCUUGGGGAAUCCAGUUCCCAGGAUCAGCUGGAGGAGAACCAGUGAUGUUCCGUUUCCCAGCAAAGUGAAGCUAAAAAACUCUAACGCUAUCCUGGAGAUCCCUCGCUUCCAGCAGGAGGAUACAGGAACGUACGAGUGCGUGGCGGAGAACAGCCGAGGGAAGAACGCGGCUCGAGGACGACUUUCAUUCCACGCUAAACCUCACUGGCUGCAGACCAUGACGGACACCGCCUUGUCCAUCGAGGAGAAUCUGUUCUGGGAGUGUAAAGCCAGUGGGAAGCCCAAGCCCUCCUACAGCUGGCUGAAGAAUGGAGAACCGCUCAUGCCUGAGGGUCGGGUUCUGAUAGAGAAUGGAGCUCUCAGCAUCUCCUCUCUGAUCCUGUCUGAUGGAGGGAUGUAUCAGUGCGUGGCGGAGAACAAACACGGCAUCGUUUACUCCAGCGCUGAACUGAUGGUUCUGGCUUCGCCACCGAGCUUCUCCCAGAGUCCGCUGAGGAGCAUCCUGAAAGCCCGAGCUGGAACUGAGGUGACCCUGGAGUGCAGACCACAAGCCUCGCCCAGAGCCAUGAGCCUGUGGAAACGAGGGAGCGAGAUGCUCCAGAAGAACGAAAGGUUCUCUUUCUUCCCUAAUGGAACGCUGAAGAUUAGUAACGUGACGAAGCGAGACGGAGGCAUUUACACCUGCAUCGCCAAAAACCAGUUUGGCAGCGCGAGCACGGCGGGCCGGCUGCUGAUCACCGAACCGACCCGGAUCACUCAGGCUCCCGGGAGUCUGGAGAUCAUCGUGGGCGAGAGCAUCGUGCUUCCCUGCCAGGUAACUCUGGAUCCAGCGCUGGAGGUGAUCUUCACCUGGACCUUCAACGGCCAGACCAUCGACUUCCUGCAGGACUCGGAUCACUUCGAGAGAGUCGGCGGGAGAAACGCCGGAGACCUGAUGAUUCGGAACAUCCAGCUUCACCACGGGGGGAAGUACGUGUGUGUUGUUGACACGGAUGUGGAGAGCUUGUCUGUGGAUGCAGUGCUGAUUGUAAAAGGUCCCCCUGGUCCACCAGACACAGUGCUGGUGGAGGAAAUCACGGACAGCACAGCCCAGCUGUCCUGGAGCCCCGGCAGGGACAACGGCAGCCCCAUCACCGGCUACAUCGUCCAGGCGAGGACGCCCUUCACCGUGGGCUGGCAGGCGGUGGAUACGGUUCCAGAGGUGAUCAAUGGCAACACCCUGACCGCUACCGUGGUGGAUCUGAACGCCUGGGUGGAGUACGAGUUCAGAGUGGUGGCCAGUAACAGUGUGGGUAUGGGGGAACCGAGCCCACCCUCACCCAAGACCCGGACUGAGGAUUCCAUUCCUGAUACGGCGCCCACUGAUGUAGGGGGAGGAGGCGGCACCAAAUCUGAGUUAGUGAUAACAUGGGAGCCCGUCCCCGAGGAGCUGCAGAACGGAGAGAGCUUUGGUUACAUCAUCGCCUUCCGGCCAAUGGGAAUGGUCACCUGGACGCGGGCGGUGAUUUCGGCUCCCAGCGUGGCGCGGUACGUUUACCGUAACGACUCGCUGCCGCCGUUCUCUCCUUACGACGUUAAAGUGGGAGCUUUUAACAAGCGAGGAGAGGGACCCUUCAGCUCCAUCGCCACCGUCUACUCCGCUGAGGAAGUGCCGAGCUUCGCUCCGGAGAGACUGACGGCCCGGAGCCUCACCGCCUCCGACAUCCAGGUGACCUGGGAGCCGGUUCAGUCCAGUCCUGAGAGAGUGCUCGGCUACGAGGUGGUGUAUUGGGAAGAUGACACCAAACCGGACACUGUAGGCCGAGUGAGGAUCAAUGGGAACUCCACAGCCGCCAAUGUUAGCGGUCUAGAUGGAAACACCUUGUACUUCUUGGCUGUUUGCGCCUUCAACACGGCUGGAACUGGACCUCAAUCUUCUCCAGUUAACGCUACCACCAAGAAACCACCUCCUAGUCAGCCUCCUCAGGGUGUGGAGUGGAGUCUGAUUGGCUCACAGCUCACACUGCAGUGGGAUCCAGUCAUAGCUCUGGAUACGGAGUCGGAGGUCACUGGAUAUGUAGUAUUAUACAGGCGGCACCGGAACAACGACAUGUACACCAUCACCACCAACAAAACCAGCGUGGAGCUGAACCUCUCCCCCAACGACAACUACGUCAUCCAGAUAAAGAGCCUGAGCGAAGGAGGACUGGGGGAGGGCUGCGAACCCAUCCACAUCCACCAGCUCAGUAUGGGCGCUCGAGGUUCAGGAGGAGCUAGACCCGGCUGUCUCUCUCUCUCUCCUGUACUCUUUACUGCACUGGUGGCUCUCGGCGCCUCCUGAUGGUUUUCUCCAGUAAACGCUGCCUCCUCCACA